ACCACACGUGUUCCUUUCCACAUUGAGAGAGUGAAGAUGGCGGACGUAGAGGUUUCCUCAGCUAAGAAGCACAAGAAGAAGAAGGAGAAAAAAGUUGCCGAUGAUGAAGUUGGGGAACUUCAAGAGAUGGGUGAUUUCCUCAUCAAACCGGAGUCCAAAAUUCCAACACUUGAUACCUCUCAGUGGCCUUUAUUGUUGAAGAACUUUGAUAAGCUGAACAUAAGGACAGCACAUUAUACACCUCUCCCAAGUGGCUCAAAUCCCUUGAAGAGAAAUAUUCAGGAUUAUGUCAGGACCGGUUUUAUUAACUUGGAUAAACCCGCCAACCCAUCCUCUCACGAAGUGGUGGCGUGGAUCCGUCGGAUUCUUCGUGUGGAGAAAACAGGCCACAGUGGCACUCUGGACCCUAAAGUCACAGGCUGUCUCAUAGUGUGUGUAGACAGAGCCACGCGUCUGGUGAAGUCCCAGCAGAGCGCUGGCAAAGAGUAUGUGGGAAUUGUUCGGCUGCACAAUGCUAUUGAGAAUGAGCUUCAGCUUUCCAGGGCACUGGAAACCUUAACGGGGGCUUUGUUCCAGCGGCCUCCUCUGAUUGCAGCUGUGAAGAGACAGUUGAGAGUGAGAACCAUUUAUGAAAGCAAACUCAUAGAGUACGAUCCAGAGCGAAGACUGGGGAUAUUCUGGGUCAGCUGUGAGGCAGGUACCUACAUCCGGACCCUGUGUGUUCACCUUGGCCUCUUGCUGGGAGUUGGGGGACAGAUGCAGGAGCUUCGGCGAGUGCGGUCUGGGGUCCUGGGAGAGCGGGACAACUUGGUUACCAUGCACGAUGUGUUGGAUGCCCAGUGGCAGUAUGACCAUAACAAGGAUGAAACCUACCUGAGGAGAGUCAUCUAUCCACUAGAGAAGCUCCUUGUGUCACACAAACGUCUUGUUAUGAAGGACAGUGCGGUCAAUGCCAUCUGCUAUGGUGCAAAGAUCAUGCUGCCUGGUGUUCUCCGGUAUGAAGAUGGCAUUGAAGUAAACCAAGAGAUUGUUGUCAUCACUACUAAAGGAGAAGCUAUUUGCAUUGCAAUCGCCCUGAUGACCACUGCAGUAAUUUCCACUUGUGACCAUGGAGUUGUGGCAAAGAUUAAGAGAGUCAUCAUGGAAAGAGACACCUAUCCUCGUAAAUGGGGCCUAGGGCCAAAGGCAAGCCAGAAGAAAAUGAUGAUUCAGAAAGGCUUGUUGGACAAGCAUGGAAAACCUAAUGGAAAUACUCCAGCUAACUGGAAGGAACAAUAUGUAGAUUACAGUACGCCGAAGAAAAUUGAAGCAGAACCAAGUGAACCAACUGCCAAGAGGAAGAGAGAAACAAGCGACAGUGAAAGCGAUGGAACACCUGCCCCCUCUACACCUUCCGCUCCCAAAGCAGAUGUGGAGAGUAAGAAAGAAAAGAAGAAAAAGAAAAAAGACAAGAAAAUAAAACUUACGGAAGAAGCAGGGGAAGAAGAACCAGCUCCAGAGGAGGGUGAAAGCAGUAAGAAGAAAAAAAAGAAAAAGAAGCAGAAGGAGGAAGAAGCUUCUUCUGAUUGAGAUCUGGCAUGAACCUGGAAAGGGUUUGACCAUAUUCCUCCAAGGAGUGAGGGAGAGAGUGCUUGAGAGAUGGACUGCAAGAUAUUGAAGUUGGCACUCUGUGACUUGCAAAGGAAACCAUCUUUCUUCCACCUUUAUGAACUCUGAGUGAUUGACUCAGUUGGCUAUAGUGAUUGCGAUAAUAGUUUCAAAUUUCAGUUCAGUAUUCUUUGAAGCUCUUUGCUUCUGGGUAAACCUAUGAUGAUGGGGCAUGUUUGAUAUUCAGGAGGAUAUACUGUGAACAUCAAUUCAUCUGAUGAUUUUGGGGAGGAUACCCCUCAUACCAAAAAGCCUAAGCCGUCCAUCUGGUUUUUUUAUCAUGAUUUGUCUGGUUACCUGAAUGAAACUAUUAAUGAUGUAAUCAGUUGUGGAGAAAGAUGUUUUAUAUUAUACUGUGUAUUUUUGUAUUGUAAAUAUUUGACAGCUGAAAUUGAGUUAGUGAAAAGGUUGACCUUCAUUCAUGCAAUGACUGGAGUCUGUUGACUAAAGCUUUGAUUUAUAAAAGUUUUUUUUAAUUA
This is a messenger RNA of Lepisosteus oculatus (spotted gar), 2126 nucleotides long. It is a transcript of the gene dkc1, whose product is annotated as dyskeratosis congenita 1, dyskerin. The record is from RefSeq and is a predicted model, not a curated record. Gene Ontology annotation, molecular function: RNA binding; pseudouridine synthase activity. NCBI's taxonomy places the organism in Eukaryota, Metazoa, Chordata, Actinopteri, Semionotiformes, Lepisosteidae. Gene Ontology annotation, biological process: box H/ACA sno(s)RNA 3'-end processing; snRNA pseudouridine synthesis; rRNA pseudouridine synthesis. Gene Ontology annotation, cellular component: box H/ACA snoRNP complex.